AUGAGACGCAGCCUACACUUUGAACUUGAACUGAGACAAGAUUGGCAACUGCAAAUUCCAAACCAGGAAGAGAAACAACAACUCGUGUUUGAACAAGAGAAGCACCAGCCAAUGGAAGAAGAAGAAAUUGACUUCUCAGAUGGUCAACAUGGACCACUAUUCAACAAUAAUGCCAAAAGCGAUGUUGCAAACAUGAAGCUGAAUCGG
This is a messenger RNA of Cylindrotheca closterium, 207 nucleotides long. The record is from the annotation of a GenBank genome assembly. NCBI's taxonomy places the organism in Eukaryota, Bacillariophyta, Bacillariophyceae, Bacillariales, Bacillariaceae.